Ostreococcus lucimarinus CCE9901 is the source of this 711-nucleotide messenger RNA. RefSeq lists its product with no specific name. Gene Ontology annotation, cellular component: cytoplasm. The transcript has a single exon. NCBI's taxonomy places the organism in Eukaryota, Viridiplantae, Chlorophyta, Mamiellophyceae, Mamiellales, Bathycoccaceae. The coding region runs from base 1 to 711 and encodes 236 amino acids. The record is from RefSeq and is a predicted model, not a curated record.
AUGCCGCCGACGCUCUGGACGCACACCCUGUGCCCGUACGCGCAUCGCGCGUCGCUCGCGCUGUGCGAAAAGGGCCUGCGACCGCGCGCGUUCGAGCGACACGUCGACCUGUCGGACAAGCCCAAAGAUUUGUUUCGAGUGAACCCGCGCGGUUUAGUGCCCGCGCUCGAGUGCGAGGACGGUGAGAUCGUCACGGAGAGCUCGAGGAUCAUCGUCGUCGUGGACGAGCGCUUCGGCGAGCGACGAUCGCUGACGCGCGGGCCGAGGGAUGAGAUUUUGGAGUUUGCGCGCGACGCCGACGCGGCGGGCGGCGGCUUCGUGAGCUCGGGAUUGAGCUUCGUCGGCGGUGGGUGGGGCAUUCGUCGCGGCAUGCCGCGUCAGGGGCAGAUUGAAACGUUUCAGCGGAGCGUGCGCGCGCUCGACGAUCGUCUACGGGGGAGCGAGGGAAAUUAUUUAUUCGGCGCCGACGUGAGUCUCGCGGAUAUAAGCAUUUGGCCGUUCGCCGAGCGGUUUCAGCUCGCGAUGCGCGAGUUUCAAGGGUACGACAUCGCGGAAGGCGCGGAGUACUUUGCCGCAUGGCUCACGGCGAUGUCUGCGCGGGACAGCGUGCGGUCGUUGCGGCCUGAUGACGAGGCUUUGUUGCGGUCGUGGCGGCGCACGAUGCGGCUUGAUUACUUCGAUUACGAAACCGCUUCUCGGGAGUCACCCUGA